This is a messenger RNA of Eimeria mitis, 546 nucleotides long. RefSeq names its product phosphatidylinositol-4-phosphate 5-kinase, putative. The record is from RefSeq and is a predicted model, not a curated record. The coding region runs from base 1 to 546 and encodes 181 amino acids. The transcript is spliced from 3 exons. NCBI's taxonomy places the organism in Eukaryota, Apicomplexa, Conoidasida, Eucoccidiorida, Eimeriidae.
AUGAAAAGGGGGGGCCCCCAAAUAACCUGCAGCAGCGAAGUUCAGCAGCAGCAGCAGCAGCAGCAGGAACAGCAGCAGCAACAGCAGCAACAGGACAGAGGAGACUUGGCGGGGCAACGAGACAAUGGCACCAAGCAAUCAGUGCAGCAGCAGCAGCAGCAGCAGCAGCAGCAGCAGCAGCAGCAGCAGCAGCAACAGCCGCAGCAGCAGCAGCAGCAGCCGCAGCAGCAGAGUACUGCGAGUACUGCGAGGCCACAGACAGACAACAGCAAUUUCCCAAAGACGAGUCUGUUGAAGCUGUUGAGAGAUAAACAUAGACAAAAACAAGAAACCGCUCAACAGAGCAAGCCGCGCGACCUGAAGAGCCAGGAGUCCCAGAGGAAGUUGGUGACAGCAGCAUACUUCAUUGCAAUGGGUACGCAGCAGCAGCAGCAGCAGCAGCAACCGCAGCAGCAGCAGCAGCAGCAGCAGCAGCAGCAGCAACAGCAGCAACAGCAGCAGCAGCAGCAGCAGCAACAGCAGCAGGAACAGAACUGGCAGCACUAG